This is a messenger RNA of Solenopsis invicta (red fire ant), 3426 nucleotides long. Its product is annotated as solute carrier family 52, riboflavin transporter, member 3-A. Bases 1176 to 2483 code for a protein of 435 amino acids. Gene Ontology annotation, molecular function: riboflavin transmembrane transporter activity. Gene Ontology annotation, biological process: riboflavin transport. The record is from RefSeq and is a predicted model, not a curated record. NCBI's taxonomy places the organism in Eukaryota, Metazoa, Arthropoda, Insecta, Hymenoptera, Formicidae. Gene Ontology annotation, cellular component: plasma membrane. The transcript is spliced from 4 exons.
UUUAUCCUAUAUUCACAUUUUAUAAUCUCUUAUCGACAAAUAUGUCAAUUUACGUUUCAUCUUGAUUUCAUGUUUAAAACUGUAUUUUGAGAAAAAUGGAAAAAAAAACAUAAAUAACCAAAUCAGUUUACGAAUGCUACAAUCAUGUAAAAUAAUCUAAUAUUAUCAAUAACGUAUUUACUGUUGCAGAGUUGAGCAGUAAGUAGUUAAAAGUUAAAAAUAAAGUAAAAAAUAAUAGAGCUAAAAGUUAAUAACUUUAACUUAAGUUAGUUAAUUUUUAACUUCAACUAAUUAUUUUGAAAAUACAUGAAGUUUAACUUAUUUACUGUCUUCUUAAAAAUGUCUUAACCCAAUGAAGCGAGGCAUACAUCGCAUACGCGGGUACGAAUGCAUUGUACAUACAUAUAUAUUACGGAGAGUGAACUAUGGACGAGCGACACGCAAUAAAAUAAAAGAAAAAUUCCGGAUAACUCGCGCCUCGAGAUUCCCUAUUAGUACGCGAACGUCUGUUUUUUUAUAAAAAAUGCAAUUCUCUGCCGAUAUCUUUCGUCCUGAGCCCGCGUCUCCCCAUUACGCUCUCAAUCAUUGACCAGAGCAUAUGAGUAAUACGUUUUAAAAAUUCGCAAAUUACACUAUAAGUUCGGUAGUGUUUUAGCCGUGGUUCAUUCCUUCUUAAGUCGAGAAACAAGACGCAGCUUGUCAUAAUAACGUGAGUGAUUACAUCCGCGUCAUUGCGGUGACUGUGUUACGACUGUAAAAAUAAACUCUUUACAAUCCGAUACAAAAUCAAAGUUGAGCAAUAACUAAAAAUAAAGUGAAAAAUAAUAGAGCUAAAAGUUAAUAACUUUUAACUUAGAUCAGAUAACGCGUUAAACACAACAUUUCUUAUAAAAAUAAAAUCUCAAAACCAUCCAUCAUACCGAGUGACCUCAUUCAAGAAGCUCUGUGUGGGGACAAACUACUCUUACGACAUUAUUUGCAUUGCCAGUUAGACAUUAGUUACAACUUUGUUUUCAUAAUAAUACAAUAAUUACUACCAAUUCAAUAUCAUCGCACCUUUCGCAAAAUGCGAUGAACAUUAUAAUGAAAUUAGCGAAAGACUGACGAGUGAUCGGCGACCAGAAGCAUUCAUAGCGUGUGCAAGAUAAUUUAAGAGGACACACAUUCCAAGGCAAAUGAGCAAAAUGCUAAGACAACAAUUAAGCAACCGAAGUUUGCUAGUCGAUCUCCUCGCUCUGAUGUUCGGUCUGGGUUCUUGGAUGGGUGUGAAUGGCAUCUACGUGCAAUUGCCGCUCAUAGUGCAUGUAGCUCCAGAAGGAUGGAGCCUACCUGCGCACAUGGUGAUGCUGGUGCAAUUUGCCAAUUUAGGUCCCAUACUGUAUACUCUUUACAUAAAGUACACCGCUUGGACACAUGACAAAUACAUCAUUUAUUCCUUGCUGGCUGCAGGAGUGUGUGCCUGCAUCGCAUUGAGUUUCCUGUACGAUUACACGUCGGUUGUGUUUGGCAAGGAACACUCGACCGCACUCCUGUCCCUGAUGUUCGUGACAUCCCUGGUCGGAUGUACAAGUUCCGUGCUCUUCAUGCCGUACAUGAGGAACUAUCGUGAGAUUUACCUAGUGUCUUACCUCGUCGGAGAAGGACUGAGUGGAUUCGUUUUGAGUGCAGUUGCGCUGAUUCAAGGUGUAGGUAGUAAUCCGAGAUGCGUCAACGUUACCAAGCCAGGCUCGAGCCAUCUGGAAUUCGAGCCUGCAGAGUCAGAUCCAAGAUUUUCCUCACAAAUAUUUUUUAUCUUCAUCGGGAUUUUGUUAUGCCUGAGUUUUCUCUCGUUCCUAGGCCUAAACGCUUUGCCUGUAGCACGCGAGGAAAGACUCAAGCUUCCAGGCAGCAUGAAAAUAUUGCCAACUGACAACACGAUAGCAAUGCCAAGCUACAAAACUAAUUCCGGCUGGAAAAUGCCGAAGUAUGAAUAUUAUUAUUCAUUAAUUAUGAUGGCAGUAGUCUGUCUCCUCGGUCACGGCAUUUUACCGAGCAUACAAUCGUACUCCUGUCUACCAUACGGUAAUACAGCAUAUCACUUGACGGUCACGCUGGCUUCCGUAGCCGGUCCAUUGGCCAUGUCCUUAGGUUUCUUUGUAAAAACACCGCAGGUGAAACUCCUUAAUAUCCUUACGGCAGCUAUUUUAGCACUCUCCGGCUUCGUUUUGUAUUUGGCCGCGAAAUCGCCUUAUCCUCACUUGCAACAUUCGUGGGUGGGCGAAUUGUUGGUAGUUCUUGUAUGGAUAACGGUUUGCAGUUUAAUAGGAUUCGUAAAGAUGGGCAUUACGACUUUGUAUCGACUCGAUCCUGGGAAAGGUCUCUACUACGUUGGCGCCGCGACGCAAAUUGGAUCGUUGAUAGGCGCAAUCACCAUGUUCGGUUUGGUCAAUUAUGCGAAACUGUUUCAAUCGUAUUCCACUUGCUCGUAUCUUAUAGAAAAUUAACAUAGACGCUAUCUAUAUGUAAACGCCAAUUCAAUGAAACGUUGUUGAAAGUACUUACAAAAUGAUGAACAGUAGUACUCGCUUUAUCAGCAAUCGUCAAUGCUAAGAUGUUAAAAAGGUUUCAGUUAUAAUAUCAAAGUUUCGACACUACGGAUGUUAAUGAUGUAUUGCUAUGUACAAUAAUAAAAUUAAGAAAACUAAGCUUUUUUAAGCACUUUAGCACUGACAAUUGCCAAUAAAAUAAUAGAAAUAGUUAAACUCAUCAUUUUAUUAGAACUUUAACUGAUAAAAAUUUCAUCAAAAUCGACAUGUAUCAAGUAGUGUUCUUGUUAGUUUUAUCAAUUGAAGAGCUCGCAUCAACAAUGAGCUAACUCAGGACAAAUUGGUUGGACAAAUUUAAUCAAUUAAUUAUAAUUAAAGAUUAGUUCUUGAUUACAAUAAACGAUUAAAAUUUUUCAGUUGCCCUGGAGUAAACCUGUGACAUUAAUCAAUUGAAUUUUUGAUAAAUAGAAUGAAUCACAAUCACAUACAAUUAAAAUAAAUUGAUUACAUUUGAACCUAAUAGAAUACUUUGAUAUAACGCGAAAAAUUUCCACGUGCCUUCGGCGCACUAUAUUAGAAGCACGAGUUGGAAUAACGAUGCAACCGCGUACAACAUUUAUUAUAUGACAUGUUUGAUUUUAUAUGUCCCCUCUUAACAAUCUGUGAAAAAAAAUGUGUGUGAGCAAGUCUUGUGCCAAGUUUUUAAUUUACAAAAUUCAUACUUAUAAUACCUAACGUUUCGAAAAAACUAAAAAAAAAUUCUUGACGUAUAAAGACAAAAUUGCUAUUUUGUAAAAAAUUCAAAGUGAGAGAAAGCAAAAUGAUAUUUUGAAAACAUGUAAUAUUUAAAAUAAAUUUUGGAAAGUUCUAAUUUGAUAUAAUACAUUUAAUGUAGAAUAUA